UUUCGGUGAGGAGAGGGGAAGGGCCGAGCGGGAGUGAACAACAUCGGCUUCUCUGAGUCCUCCGACAUUAAUUUAUCGUUGUCCUCACCCUCAUUCGUACAAGAGAUUAUCUGUGAAGUUUUCCUUGGAGGAACUCUGCAGGAGUUUUUGGGAAUUUUCGCAGGAAACGCGGUUUUAUCUCCAGCUGCUGGUUCACAGGCAGACGAGGACAGACCUCUCCAACUUCCUGGUUCGCCGCAGCCAGGAUGUCGGUCACCCCUCGACGUGUCCGUCUGAAGCCCUGGCUGGUCGCGCAGGUGGACAGCGGCAGGUACCCGGGGCUGGUGUGGAUUGACCGCGAGGCCAUGCGCUUCAGGAUCCCGUGGAAACACGCCACACGACACACGCCCCAGCACGAGGACGAGGACACCAUAUUUAAGGCGUGGGCUGUGGAGACCGGGAAGUUCCAGGAGGGAGUUGAUGAACCUGAUCCUGCUAAGUGGAAAGCUCAGCUCCGAUGUGCGCUGAACAAAAGCAGAGAAUUCAACCUGGUCUACGAUGGCACCAAAGAGGUCCCCAUGAAUCCUUUGAAGAUUUAUGAUGUGUGUGACAUCCCACAGCCCCUAAGUAAUCAGGGCUCCUCGGACGCUGGUUCUUGGACUCCAGGUGAGGAAGAUGGGGGUGAGGAAGACCUUCCAAAUACACCAGAGUCUCUCCCUCCGUACCCAUCCAAUGGCACCAGUCCGUCUCCUCUCAUCAUGUGGUCCCCAAUGAGCUCAGACUCCCCCAUGCAGCCUUCCAGUUGCCCCCCUUCAAAUGAGGUCUGGCCCAAAGAGGAGCCUGUUAAAACCUGGCUGAAAGAGGAGCCCGUGGAUGUGGAGAUGCAGCCCACAGCCCUUGUUGACAUGCCUCCUGCUCCUCUGCCCGAUCCCACAAUGCAGCCCCCACCUCUGCCCGACGCCUUGUUUGCAUCUCCAGAAACAUGGAUCAGUUCCCUCCCAAUGACAGACCUGGAGGUGCAGUUCCUGUACAGAGGGAAGGAGAUGUGUCCCACAGCGAACAUCAGUAACCCACACGGCUGCAGGCUGUUCUACGGGGACCUUGGCCCCAUGGUCAACCAGGAGGAGCUGUUCGGGCCGGUGAACCUGGAACAGCUACGCUUUCCAACCACAGAGCACAUCACCAACGACAAGCAGAGAGUUUUCACUAACCGCCUGUUGGACGUGAUGGACAGAGGCCUAAUCCUGGAGGUCAGCGGCCAUGAUAUCUACGCGGUGCGUCUCUGCCAGUGUAAGGUGUACUGGUCUGGUCCCUGUGCUCCAAAUCCAGCUGCUCCAAAUCUUAUAGAGCGCCAGAGGAAGGUCAAACUCUUUUGCCUGGAGUCUUUUCUCAGUGGAGUGAUAGCCCACCAGCGCGGCCAGACACCAAUCCCUCCACAGUUUGAAAUCAGCUUGUGUUUUGGAGAGGAGUGGCCUGAUGGGAGGCCCAGAGAGAGGAAACUCAUCAUGGUUCAGAUCAUUCCAGUGGUGGCCCGAAUGAUCAGCGAGAUGUUCUCUGGAGACAACACAAGGUCCUUCGACAGCGGCAGCGUCCGCCUGCAGAUCUCAAUCCCAGAUAUCAAAGACAACAUAGUGACCCACCUAAAGCAGCUGUACUGCCUGCUGCAGACCCACCAGGGCCAGGACGGCUGGACGCUGCCCCCCGGCCCAGGCCUCAACAUCGUCCAGGCUCUGCAGGCACAGUGAAGCAGCCCACACUGUGAACUACAUAUCAUUUAUCUUUAUGUGCUACUGAGAGUUACCUACUGUUAGCAAAGAAGUACUUAUGUGUAAUCAUAUUUAGAAAUUUGCACACUAUACUGUAGGAUUUUCAAUGCUCGUGAUGUGCUGUGUCAAAGCUUUUCUGUAUAUAGUAGUAGUGCCUUCAAGCUUGCCUCACUCUGUUGUGUGCGCAGGAGCCGGAUGUGACUGCAUGGGCCAAAGUCCUGUUUGCUGCAGGGGAACAUUUAACAUAGUUAAUGAGUUACAGAAAUCGCCCCGUGCCUUAUUUAUCCAAAAUCGGUCAGAGAUUACCAAACUUUCCUGGAGUCAAACAGCACAGAGAACCUUUUAGCUUUUGACCUUGUAUAAAAUGUUUUGAAGCAACACAUUCAGCAUGAGAUUUGUGUAUGUUGGAUGAAAUGAGCAAAUAUGAAUUUAAAUACAGAUGAGUUUUUUCCAUUCAGUCAUAACUAAACAGUUGUCUGAAAUCUAUUUACCCUGUCAGCACAUGUAAUCAGGUGCAGUAUCCGUUUUCUGGUCACCUGCAGUUUUGUCUUCAGCUGUUUUAUUCUUCAACUUAUAUUGUAGAGUAUUUUUGUAUUCAUAUCUUUGAUUUUUAAGCCAUUUAUUGUAUCCAGGCAGCCAUUUAACUAAACAACAUUCAGCUAUAUGGAUCUGUUUUAAUAUGGACACCACUGCACUUUGGGGUGCGGCGUUAUGUUUUAUGUCUAGUUGAAUUCAUCCUGUGAUCGUAUGUUUAUUUUAUCAAUAAAAAAAUGCCAAAAUAAA
Epinephelus lanceolatus (giant grouper) is the source of this 2528-nucleotide messenger RNA. The record is from RefSeq and is a predicted model, not a curated record. NCBI's taxonomy places the organism in Eukaryota, Metazoa, Chordata, Actinopteri, Perciformes, Serranidae.